UGCAUGCGGCGCGGAGCCGCGGCCGUGCCGGAGCCAUGUCGGCGGCGCCCCGGGGCUGCGGCGGGGCCCCGCGGGGCCGGACCGGCGAGAAGCAGUGCUCAUGGGCUUCCUACAUGACCAACUCCCCCCUGAUCGUGAUGAUCGGGCUCCCCGCCCGUGGCAAGACCUACAUGUCCAAGAAGCUCACCCGCUACCUCAACUGGAUCGGGGUGCCCACCAAAGUGUUUAAUUUAGGGGUGUACCGGCGCGAGGCGGUGAAGUCCUACAAGUCCUACGACUUCUUCAGGCACGACAACAAGGAAGCCAUGGAAAUCCGCAAACAAUGUGCUUUGGUGGCUCUGGAAGAUGUGAAGGCUUAUCUGCUGGAGGAGUGCGGGCAAAUAGCUGUGUUUGAUGCCACCAACACAACUCGAGAGCGACGGGACCUGAUCCUAAAUUUUGCUAAGGAAAAUGCUUUCAAGGUGUUUUUUGUGGAGUCUGUCUGUGAUGAUCCAGAGGUCAUUGCUGCCAAUAUCCUGGAGGUGAAAGUUUCCAGCCCCGACUACCCAGAGAGACACCGAGAGAAUGUGAUGGACGAUUUCUUGAAGAGGAUAGAGUGCUACAAGGUCACCUACCAGCCUCUGGAUCCCGAUGCUGAUGACAAAGAUCUUUCCUUCAUUAAAGUGAUCAAUGUGGGCCAGCGGUUCCUAGUAAACAGAGUCCAGGAUUACAUCCAGAGUAAAAUCGUCUAUUACCUAAUGAACAUUCAUGUCCAGCCACGCACCAUCUACCUUUGCCGACAUGGUGAGAGUGAAUAUAACCUUGUUGGCAAGAUUGGUGGGGAUUCUGGUCUGUCACCUCGUGGGAAGCAGUUUUCCCAAGCGCUGAAGAAGUUCAUCGAGGAGCAGGAGAUUGUGGAUCUGAAGGUGUGGACGAGCCAGCUGAAGAGGACGAUCCAGACGGCCGAGUCCCUGGGGGUCCUGUACGAGCAGUGGAAGAUUCUCAACGAGAUCGAUGCUGGGGUCUGUGAAGAGAUGACCUAUGCAGAAAUCGAAGCCAAGUAUCCAGAGGAGUUUGCAAUGAGGGAUCAAGAGAAAUAUCUUUAUCGCUAUCCUGGAGGCGAGUCCUACCAGGACUUGGUCCAGCGCCUGGAGCCAGUAAUUAUGGAGCUGGAACGACAAGGCAACGUCCUCGUUAUCUCCCACCAGGCAGUUAUGAGGUGCCUGUUGGCUUAUUUUCUUGACAAGAGUGCAGAUGAGCUGCCCUACCUGCGCUGCCCCCUCCACACCAUCCUCAAGCUCACUCCUGUUGCCUACGGUUGUAAAGUGGAGACCACCCUGAAUGUGGAAGCAGUGAACACCCACCGUGACAAACCCUCCCUGAACUCACCUCCAGUGGGAAAUGCUUCCCCCUGAGAACCACUGCAAGCAGCUUCUGUGUGCUCUCUUUUGGAGGAUGGCCAAUUUAACAGUGUAGAGGUUCGUGCUUUCCCCUUGGAUCCUGCUGGGAAUUCCAUGGCCAGGAGGAGCCCUGGGACUGGAGCAUCCCCGGAGCACAGUGAGCCCCUUCGGCCAGUACUCGCCCUGAACUGAGUUUUUAGAGUUUUUAGAGUGUGUCUUUGCCUGUGUCUUUUCUUUCCAAAUGCUGGAAUGUCUGUCCAUGAGAUUGGAGAAAAUUCAUUUAUGGAGCUUUUUCAAGCUGCUUUUAAUGAGCCAACAUAUCCCUGGGCUUUUGGGAUCUUUCCUCCUGGUUAGAUGCCAAAAACUAACCACAGUGUGAUGACAAAAGAGUCAUGUUCUUACUGGCUGAGUCAGAUUUUCUUUGGAAAAGGCACUACCAGACAAAAUCCCCGAGUUUUUAUUUAUCUGUUACCAUUUCCAAGUUAUUUCCAAGUUCAAGCACAAUUAUGUGUCGUUCAGCUGCCCAAAGAGCUCCAGUUUAACUUUGUUUCCAGAACUGCUGAUGUGGGUCCCCCCAGUCUGAGCCUGUUCCUCUGCUUGGGAAGGCUUUUGCUUGGGAUGUAACAGCACAUCCCAUUUCCAGGUCAGCACAUCCCACGGGAUGCCUCCUGUGAGGGACAGAUGGAAUAAAACCUCCUGUCCCUCUCUGGAAGCAGCACAGCAGCCAGUGCUUUUAAAUCCCACCUCAAGCCCUACUUUAGGUUUGCAUCCUGACCUAAACCUCAUCUCCUCUCAUUUUUCCUGCAUUUUGUGGAUGGUUUAUCCAUUACCCCCAAAAACAUGGCUCUGCUUAGUGUCUGGGAACAGUGGAGCCCUUGGGCAGGGUUUGGAGGAAGCACAAGAUUUUUACCAGUUGGCUUUUUAAUAUACCAAAUUUUAAGCCCACAACAAGCUUUUAACUUGCCUGUGAAUCAGCUGUGAAUGUUACCUAUGUCUAAUGCUGCCUUUCACAUUUUAAGCUGGUUUUUUUAGUGUUUAGAGCACAUAUGGUGCAGUUGUGUCUGGCUGUGUCUGACUUAAAUCCCCCCCAAACCCCAAAUUUAUAGUUUUCUCCUCAAGCCUUGACUUCCAUUUUGCCAAACUCCCAUUUUACCCCACUCCAGCUGUUCUUGCAAUAAGGGCAAAACCCUCAGGUUGGGUGAAAAAAGGAGUGUUUGGGUACAGAGCAGGAGGCUGUUCUGGACCUGCUGUUUCCAGUUGACUCUAGGAUUUAUCUGAGCAGAAUUUGCUUAUUUUAAAUGCAUAAAUAAAUGCUGGAUAUACCCAUAAUUAGGGAAAUCUGUGCCCUGGCUGUGGAGGAGCUCAGCAGCCCUGAAGCCUGAGCAUUUUGAGCUCAAACCUGGUUGUUCUAAGCAAUCCCAGAGCUUUAAUUUGAUAAAACUGAGUUAGAGGAGACCAAGGCACUAAUCCUGACCCCUUAGGAUUCCUGAGGAGCAGAAGCACGUCAUAAUCUAAAGCAAUUGUGCCACAGGAAGAGGAAAUUUGGUGGCGAGAAAUUGAAUUUUAGUAGUUUUGCUCCUCAGGCUUUUAACCCCUGGGGGGCAGGUUUGCUUCAACCAUCUGGCCUUGGGUUUUAAACAUUUUUUUACUUAGGAAUAAACCAGAAAAAAAAAAAAAACGUUGAAGGAAGAUUUAGAGCCCGUCCAUGAUAGUUUUUUUUUGCUGUCACGCUCUGAAAAAAGCUCUAAACGCACAAACCCCCGUGUUGGGCUGGCAGCUCCCACCAAAAAACCUCCUGCUCUGUGGGGGGAAAAAAAAGGAAAAAAAAAAGGGGUAGAAAAUGUACUGUAGGGUGUUUCUGCACAACAUGCUGUGAUAACUUGCUAAAGAGUUGAUUAUGUUCGUUGUCAUCGAGUAGUUAAUGGUUGUAAGGAGACAAAAAUAUAUUUUUACCUGCUGGGAAUUGUGAAUGUCGCUGUUUGUCUGUUGGUGGUCGUGGCUUUUUUUGUUUAAUCACUGCUAAAAAAAUCAGGGCUAACUGCUGAAAAAUCAGUUUGGAUCAGUGGCUGUGGGGGUCCCUUAUUCCCAUGGAGUGGGUCCUUGUUUUGGCCAUGGGAUGGAGCUUCAAUCCUUCCCUGCUCACAGCAGUGUUUGUGCCUUGGUGCUUUAAUUAAAGCUUGACUUGAGCCUUUUCCUCUGCAUUUUAGCCUUUGAAAGGGUGUGUUUUUAAAACACAGGUGUCCAGAGCAGAGCAGCAGCAGAUUUGUGGUCAGAUCAUUGCCCUGAGGGUGAAUCAUACCCACCACACCAGGUCCUGCUGAGCCCUGAGUGCAGGGCCAGGGUGAUGCCAAGUGAGCCCACACUCUCCUGGCAGGUGCCUGUGCCAGGCAUUUCCUUGAAAUCACCUGAUUUCCUUGGCACUGGGCGUGCAAAUACCCAGAUAAACAACAAUUGCACAACGGGGUUGGGGUUUUUUUCAAUACUUUUGAUUUAGCAGCAGCUUGUGUUGUCGGGGAGCAGAGCUGGUGUCGUGGGCUGGGCAGGUGGAGGUGUGGUGGGUUUGGAGGUGUGAAUGUUGGCCUGGCACCUUGGAGAGCAUUUUACCAUGAGGGGGGGUGUGUUUCUGCAACCCUGUGAUUUUUCUGCCCACGUGUUUGGUGGUGGUGGCUGCUGUCACCUUCAGUGAGCAGUGGUGGGGCCACCCGUGGGACUAAUGGGUCAGUGCAGAGAGAAAGGAUCACUCUGGCAAAAAACCUGCUCCAUCUCCUCUGCCAGCAGUGGGGGAAACUGGAAAAUGGGCAAAAAAUGGCUUAAACCCAACCUGGGUAGCUUAUUUGUGUACACUGGCUGUGACCUUGGAGCUGCCACCUCUGUCAGGCGUCCCCUUCCCGGCAGUGGGUGAUGGUUGGGAAGCCUGGCCCCGGUGCCAGGGGGACAAGGAGCAGCUGUGGGAUGAGAGGCAUCAGCAGCAGCAUGGCCAGGACCCACCUGGCCUGGGGAGAUGUCCCCAACCCUCACCCUGUGCCCCUCUGGAAGGUGCUGGGGCACUGCCAGUGCCACCUCCCCCUGUCCCCGCUGCUCCUUGGUCCCUGAGCACUGUUGGCAGGCUGCCUCUGUAUUUAGUGUUUGCUGAUGUGGAUGUCACCCAUCUGCUUGUAAACUUCCCUGCUCUGCUGCCUUCUAAUGUGUUUUCUUUCAGGUUUAAAAAGCUGCAGUGUAUGUCAGCUUGUGCUGUAUGUUGUGUACUCUGUGCACUUGGGCAUAAAGAGCCAUCAGCCUCUAUUUACAAUAAAGAGAUUUAAAAAA
This is a messenger RNA of Chiroxiphia lanceolata (lance-tailed manakin), 4685 nucleotides long. RefSeq names its product 6-phosphofructo-2-kinase/fructose-2,6-biphosphatase 2 (gene PFKFB2). Gene Ontology annotation, molecular function: 6-phosphofructo-2-kinase activity; ATP binding; fructose-2,6-bisphosphate 2-phosphatase activity. NCBI's taxonomy places the organism in Eukaryota, Metazoa, Chordata, Aves, Passeriformes, Pipridae. The record is from RefSeq and is a predicted model, not a curated record. Gene Ontology annotation, cellular component: cytosol. Gene Ontology annotation, biological process: fructose metabolic process; fructose 2,6-bisphosphate metabolic process.